AUGAGCAGCAGCUAUAACACUAUAGACUCUUCUCCUGGCAAAUGGACUGGGAGAAUAUUUGUGAACAACAUAUCUCAUGUUGUGGAAGAAAUCCUUAGGAAGAAGCAGGCCCUCACCACAACGCGAGGAUUGGAUGUUUCAGACGGGGAAGACGGAACGCUCAAGAUCCAGCUCGCCAAUUACCUCGACAAAUCAAGAAACAGCAGAGAGGCUGCAGUGAUUGCAAUUGGGAAGUGGUUUGCACGACACAACAUGUCUUUCACAACAGCACCUGAUGGCUACGAGGCCCAUUUAAGAUCAACACUCGACAAAUUUUUCAACGGAACUGACACAGAGUACCAUGAAUCACCCGAAUUACAACCAGGAUGGACCAUAACAGCUUUUGAAACCUCAAUAUCUGCUACUUGUACUACAGACACCAUUGGUGGUCCGGAUGACCAUAGCAUCCCUCCAGCAGAACAACAGUCAUCCGGUAGGGAGGAAACGGAUGAGAGUACUUCUAUGUAA
Messenger RNA from Tremella mesenterica DSM 1558, 507 nucleotides. RefSeq lists its product as uncharacterized. NCBI's taxonomy places the organism in Eukaryota, Fungi, Basidiomycota, Tremellomycetes, Tremellales, Tremellaceae. The coding region runs from base 1 to 507 and encodes 168 amino acids. The transcript is spliced from 2 exons. The record is from RefSeq and is a predicted model, not a curated record.